This is a messenger RNA of Exaiptasia diaphana, 2007 nucleotides long. Its product is annotated as DNA-binding protein SATB1. Gene Ontology annotation, molecular function: DNA-binding transcription factor activity, RNA polymerase II-specific; RNA polymerase II cis-regulatory region sequence-specific DNA binding. Gene Ontology annotation, biological process: regulation of transcription by RNA polymerase II; chromatin remodeling. Lineage: Eukaryota; Metazoa; Cnidaria; Anthozoa; Actiniaria; Aiptasiidae. The transcript has 4 exons. The coding region runs from base 200 to 1093 and encodes 297 amino acids. The record is from RefSeq and is a predicted model, not a curated record.
UGAUCUUUAGUGACAUCUGUUAAUAAUGACUUUCAAUAAUCAUUGGUCGAUUCCACACUAACUCGGCAACUCAUUGGUCGAUGAAAAUAAUCCCUAAUCACACGUUCUUUGCCUUCUCUUUGAAAGAGUCGCCAUUUUUGAUGCGUGUUGACUUCAAAGAACGUUUAUAGGGAGACUUAGAGAUCAAAAAUAACUUAAAAUGGGUGAAAAUCCUGGCGGAGUUCGAUUCCGCUCGUUCGUCCAUCACCCGAUUAUCAAUGAAGACGGCACAGAAACUCCAAACUUGGUGCAGGGAAGUGGGAUCGAUUUGCCUUCAAACAUUCUAUUGUCCUCGAUUGCGGCAGAUGUACUGAGCGAUAUGUUCCAGAAAGGGGAGAUCGAGGGAAAAAUUAUAUUGAAAGCUGAUAAUGCAAAAGUUUUCAUUCAACUGMGAGACAAUUGGAAGCCACAUCCACUUUCUGACUAUACAAAUGACAGUAAUCAAGAUGUCACACUACAGGAUGCAUUUGGCGAAAUCUUACAUGUCAAAGAUUCCCAGAUGAGCAUUCAUGUUCAUCUGUGUCAUGAAAGAGAUUGGAGUGAAGACCGAGUUCGUAAUACAAUCAAGAAACUUCUUGAACAUUAUAGUCAAACACAUCUGGAACGGAUGCAAUGUCCUUUUUCACAGGGUAUGUUAUCUCAAAUUUCACGUGAUCAAUAUCCAUGCCGUCUGUCAACUGACAAGAUCAAGCACUUUGGUGCAUGGUAUGAGCGCUCUAACUUAGCCGAUGAAGAUGAUCCAGACUCACUCUCACCUAAAAAACCUGAAAUAUCAACACAAAGAGGRAAGAAGAUUGUUUUUAGUCCCGCUCAUGAAAUUCCAAUGUUGCGUUCAUGGUAUGAAAAUGACCCUAAACCCAAUAUGGCAGAACUGAGCAGAUUUACAGAAAUUUUAAACAACUCUGAGUUUAGGAAAACACGGGAAGCAGUAAGCCUUAGACACGUUAAUACUUGGUUUAAAAAUGAGCGUGCUCGCUGGCGUAGAGAUAGCCUUAUACAAGACCUGUCAAGACCAUCAAUGGCAGUGGAAACUAUGGUAGUCACGACAAGCUAGAACUUAUCAAAUAAUAGAUUUAUUUAUUGUAUCUACAUCCAGAGUUGUAUAUUAGAUAUUUGUACAUGAGGAAGUUUUUUUAUUUUUUUGUUUUUGUUGUUUGAUUUGCAAACUUUCAGUCAAAUCUAGUUCAUGUUUUGCACUUCUAGUUUUAGGGUCCAGUUUAGAUAAGGUUUUCAGCUCAUACAGUAUACAUUGGGAGGAUAAAUCUGGGGGGUGCAGGGAGUAUGCACAUCCUCAAGAGCCCCUGUACCCUUUAAUACUUCCACCUAUUUUGUGUUCCCAUUGCGUGGUGUGGACACCCUCCUAGAAAGACCUGCACCCCCCUGAAGGAAAUCCUAAAUCUGCCCCUGACUCAUUUAGCUGGGUUCUCAAAGUUCAGCUAACACAAUUUGGUCUUAAAUACUGGUCUGUGGUUGUUAUAUUAAUUAUUAUUUCUGGAUUAAUUCUAAUUUCUUAUGAUUUUGUGGUAUAUUUUACUAGUAUUAUUAUUAAUUUAAUCAGAGUUUCAUAUAUAUAGUAUAAAACUACCGUAUCUAUAUAAUAUUAUACUUACGUAGGCAAAUCAAGGAAUUAUUAUAUAUGGAAUUAUUAUAUUUUAACAAAUAGUUUAACCUAGAAGAUYUCUUGUGUUUAUUUUUGCAAAUUGAUGAGAUAAUAGUCAGUAUUAUAUUAAUGUUUUAUGUUUUGAUUACUCAUCACAAUUGAACGUGUUCCUGAAUGAAAAAACUAUUUUCUCAAGAAAGGAGAUCUUGUGAGAAAAUAUGAUCAGAAAGGGAGAGUAUUGAGAUUUUUAGUAUAAAUUUAUCUUAUUGUAUUGCUGGGCUGCCUGUGCUUUGUGCUAUCUUGAUUUUUCAAUAAUCUUUAUGAAACAUAAUACUUGAUAUUAAAAUAUUCAAAGACAUUACUUAGUU